AGUCGAGCAGCGACACUCAGCCGGUUCACUUGCAACAUGAAGAGCGACGAGAUCAUCGAGAAGAUACGCAACAAGUUGAAGGAAUCGGAUCCUGCCCGGCGCACCGUCGUCAACACGUUUCAGUUCAACUUCACCGAUGCGGAUGGUAAUCUCAUCAAGAGCAUGGUCUUUGAUUUCAAAGCGUUGGACAUCUACGAGGGGAGUGCCACCAGUGUCGAUGCACAGGUCACCAUUUCCGAUGAGGACUUCUACUUGGUGGGCACUAAGCAGAAGACUUUCCAGGAGGUGUUGCAGCAGGAGAAGGCUAAGAUCGAUGGCGAUGAGGAGGCUAUCAACAAAAUGCUGGAGAAGUUUCGCAUAAAUUCUCAAAACUAGCUCGGUGUCAAAAGUAAUUAUGCAUGCAUUUCGUUUAUUAUAUGCGACAAUUUAACGUUUAUUGUUUAUUCACUUCACCCCAAUAAUAAAUUAUAACAAAUU
Drosophila melanogaster (fruit fly) is the source of this 477-nucleotide messenger RNA. It is a transcript of the gene euc, whose product is annotated as eucalyptus. Lineage: Eukaryota; Metazoa; Arthropoda; Insecta; Diptera; Drosophilidae. The transcript is spliced from 2 exons. The record is from RefSeq and is marked reviewed. Bases 37 to 375 code for a protein of 112 amino acids.